Messenger RNA from Seriola aureovittata, 3023 nucleotides. Its product is annotated as cannabinoid receptor type 1B-like. Gene Ontology annotation, molecular function: cannabinoid receptor activity. Bases 665 to 2095 code for a protein of 476 amino acids. The transcript has 2 exons. Gene Ontology annotation, biological process: G protein-coupled receptor signaling pathway. Lineage: Eukaryota; Metazoa; Chordata; Actinopteri; Carangiformes; Carangidae. Gene Ontology annotation, cellular component: membrane. The record is from RefSeq and is a predicted model, not a curated record.
UUUGUGGUCUAAUCAACAACAAAACGAGACUGAGCCCAUAUAACAUUUGCUACAGACUUAGUAAGCAGUUUUAAAGACAUAAGACAUAGAAGCCAUUUAUUUGAAACACAGAUCCUGUUGUUGUUGUUGUUGUUGUUGUUGUUGUUAUUGUUGUUGUCCGGCUGUUGUUUUGUUCCUGUACAAACGCUCUAGUUGUGGAUGAUGCUCAGGGAUGCGCUUCCUCCUGCGCUCACACACCUCAGACCACGUGACCAGCAGGCGCACAAAGCGGAGCCUUAUAAACGCCCGCUCCCUCAAACACACUCACUCACACACAUACACACACACAUACACACACACUCACUCACUCACUCACUCACUCACUCACUCCAUCGCCUGCCUGUCUGGCUUCACUGUGGCUGACACUGACAGUGUCCGGUGAUAAUUAUCAACAGCUGUAAUUUCUCACCGGCCUCUUGUUUGAUUGGAGUUACUGUGACCGCUGGUGAAGACUGACGACAACAGCGGGUGUAACUGGUUUACUCCCAGUUUAGUUCAAUUUUUUGUUUUGCGUCAUGGAUCGAUGCAAGUGCUGAGAAAAUCAAGAUGUGCUUUUGCAUGGCUCUAAUGCUGUUUCACCACCACACACCUCUCCACUGAGCAUCUCUACAGCCACAAACCAGCCAUGAAGUUGGCUCUGCACAGGGUAGCAGGCACCACCAUGAGCACGUUAACAACAGGUGUCCAGUAUCUUGGCUCCAAUGACGCCAGCUACGACGACCCAUCCAUUGACCCAAGCCUGAUCAAGAACAAAUUCCACUUUGAGAAACCUCGCUCUGCCUCCAUUAGUAACUCCCUCCCUGGACUUGUCCCUGGAAACAAGGAGGUCAUUUACAGUGGCCUCUCUCCCAUAUUCCCCACCAACAUAUCAGACUUUCUGCUGGGUAAUGGCACCUCUGUGGAGAGCGGAGGACCGGCACAGUGCGGAGAAGACUUUGUGGACAACAUGGAGUGUUUUAUGAUUCUGACUCCUGGUCAGCAGCUCGCAGUCGCUAUCUUGGCACUCACCCUGGGUACAUUUACGGUGCUGGAGAACCUAAUGGUGCUGUGCGUGAUCCUGCACUCGCAGACGCUUCGAUCUCGGCCAUCCUACCACUUCAUAGGCAGUCUGGCUGUGGCUGAUCUGAUAGGGAGCAUCAUUUUUGUCUACAGCUUCCUGGACUUCCAUGUCCUCCACAGGAAGGACAGCCCUAAUGUUUUCCUCUUUAAGCUGGCCGGGGUCAUUGCCUCCUUCACUGCCUCUGUGGGAAGUCUGUUUCUCACGGCGAUCGACCGCUACAUCUCCAUCCACAGGCCCAUGGCAUACAAACGCAUCGUGACGAAGACUAAAGCAGUCAUUGCCUUCAGUAUGAUGUGGACAAUCUCCAUCGUCAUCUCACUGCUGCCACUGCUGGGCUGGAACUGCAAGCGCCUCAACUCUGUUUGCUCAGACAUCUUCCCUCUAAUUGACCAGAAGUACCUGAUGUUCUGGAUCGGGAUGACCAGCAUCUUGGUCCUGUUCAUCAUCUACGCCUACAUGUUCAUCCUCUGGAAAUCCCACCACCACGCCGUCCGCAUGCUGAGCCGCAGCUCCCAGAGAAGCGUGAUUGUCUACACCGCAGAGGGGACUAAAGUUCAGACAGUGAGGCCCGAGCAGGCUCGGAUGGACCUCCGCCUGGCUAAAACCCUCGUUCUGAUCCUGGUGGCCCUCAUCAUCUGCUGGGGCCCGCUGCUAGCCAUCAUGGUUUAUGAUCUCUUUGGAAAGGUGAACGAUGUCAUCAAGACUGUCUUUGCCUUUUGCAGCAUGCUGUGUCUGCUCAACUCCACCGUGAACCCUGUGAUCUACGCCAUGAGGAGCAAGGACCUGCGCAGGGCCUUCCUCAACAUCUGCCGUGUGUGCCAAGGAGCGACGCAGACUCUGGACACCAGUGCUGAGAGUGACUGGAACAGCAAGAGUGUGAGAGGCACAGCAGGCGGGGCAGGGAAAGAUGGAGCCGGCUGUGGAAACGCCCGAGUAAAAGUAGCCCAGGUUACCGUUUCUGGAGUGACUGAGACUUCUACUGCAGAGGCAGUUUAAAAGACGAGGUGCUCUGCUCUGGUACAACUGUGAAGUAGAGAUAUUGUAGAAUAGCCCUGACCCUAGUGCACUGUUCUGUGACUGUGAAAUGUGCCAAAACAUGACUUAGAAACAAACCUGAUGACACGUUUUUAUUGCUUUAAAGCUGAAAUCUAUAAUAUUAACAUGAUGUGCUCCUCUGUCUUUACUCUGCCACUGAGAGGGUUUGUUGGGUUUCACAAGUCUGAUCUAAAAUGCCUAUUUCAUGUUAUUUCAUUCAAUUAGUAAUAUAGUAAUAUUCCCAACAACUAGUUCAGUUGCUCAACGGCAUUUUUUUUCUGCAACAACCAUUGCAACCAGUUUUUUUUCAUCUUUGCUCUAGUUUGAAUGUGCAGAAUUUCUUUUUUUUUUUUUUACAGAUUUCAGCUUUAAGGUAUAAAAAUGUGGAACUUUCUUUUGUCCCUUCAGUUUUUUUUCUUUACAUUAUCAUAGCAAUAUUGUGGCAGUGAUCCAAGGUGAAACUGUGUCUACCGUCAUGCAAAAUGUCAGUUUAAAAUGACACCACACCACUGCUUGUAAAUAAAAUUUGCAUCUCAUUAGUGAUUUGAAAUCAGCUCCUGAUGAUUUUCUAAGACCAUGAUAUUGUGAAGUUUGGCAGUUGUUCAACUCUAAUGAAUUUUACUUUAUUUAUUUAUUUUUUUACUGUACUUUGCAAAGCAAAAUGAUGAGUCAUACUUUGAAAUAUGAAUGGCUUUUUGAUCACAUGAGAACUUAUGUCUGCAGUGAUUUGGGAAUGUUAUAUAGCUGCUUAUUACACAUGUGCUUAUUAAACAGUUUUUAACAGUUUUUGUGAGAAGCUACACUGCCAUAUUCCUGUGAGGCAUCCAUUGUGCCAUUGUGCUCUGUAAAGGUGUGUGUAAGAAAGGACAUGAAUUCAAUAAAUAUUUGA